CGGGCCGCAAGCAGCCCUUCUGCCUGCUGCUGCAGGAGGCCGAGGCGGGAUCUUCCUUCAGCGACUCCUCGGAGGACUCGUUCGAUCAAGAUUCCAGCUCAGAGGAAGAUGAGGAAGAGGAUGAAGAAGAGGAGGAAGAGGUGGAGGACUAUGGGACAGACAGCACCGACAGGCUUUCCUCACCUGCUCUUGAUGAGAGUGGCCUGGGCCUGCUAGCGAGGUUUGCUGCCAGCGCGAUGCCCAGCCCCAUCGUUCCUCCUCCGCUUUCCAUCAUCCAGCUGGAGGCCAAGCAGAAGGCAAAGAAGAAGGAGGAGCGACAGAGCCUGAUGGGGACGGAGUUUGAAUACACCGACUCAGAGAGUGAGAUCAAGAUUAGGAAGAAGUCACCCUCGGGAUUGCUGCGGGGGAAGAAGGGGUCUCUGGAAACAAGCAGCAUCCCGUCAAGCCAGACCCCAAGCAGCCUCGAGCCCGGAUCUGGAAGUGCUGACAAAGCCAAGCUUGGGUCUGAGAAAGGCCGCAAGUUAAAGAAGUUCAAGUCCCCCAAGGACUUGAGCUUUGAGUUUGGGCUGGAGGCCAGCGAUGAUGACCUGUGGAACCGGCGCCGCAGCGAACGGAUCUUCCUCCAUGAUGCCACCACAUCAUCAGCCAUGCUGACCCCUGCAGCACCUGCCAGCUCCACUCCUGUCUCCAAGUCUGGACGCUGUGGAAAGGGGGCUCCCAUGAGUCCCAAGAAGGAGGGCAGCAAGGGGAAGGACAGGAAGGAGCUAAGCAAGCGGAAAAAGGGUAAAGAAGCACCCUGCUGCUCCUCUUCCUCGUCCAUGUCUCCUCCUGGCAUCCCUAGCUCCCCAUCUGACGUUCGGGUCAGCCUGGCCAAUGCCCUGGGUUCCACCAAGAAGAGCAAAGCCAAAGUGAAAGCCAAGGAGGUUAAAAAAGAGAACCGAGGGAAAGGAGGAGCUGUCAGCAAGCUCAUGGAGAGCAUGGCAGCGGAGGAGGAUUUUGAACCCAACCAAGAUAGCAGCUUCUCGGAGGAUGAGAACAUCCCACUGAGCAUGCUUGUCGAGCGGCCACCCACACCAGCUCCCCGCUCCUGCAUAAUUGACAAGGAUGAGCUGAAGGAUGGCCUGCGUGUCCUCAUCCCCAUGGAUGACAAGCUGCUCUAUGCCGGACAUGUCAAGACGGUGCAUUCACCUGACAUAUACCGCGUGGUGGUUGAAGGCGAGAGGGGAAACAGACCCCAUAUCUACUGCCUGGAGCAGCUCUUGCAGGAAGCGAUCAUUGACGUGAAGCCACCUUCAGUGCGAUUCCUGCCUGAGGGCACAAGGAUUGCUGCCUACUGGAGCCAGCAGUACCGCUGCCUCUACCCAGGAACAGUUGUCCGAGGAACCCUGGAUCUGGAGGAAGAUGGCGAUCUCAUCACAGUGGAGUUCGACGAUGGGGACACAGGACGCAUCCCACUGUCUCACAUCCGGCUUCUCCCACCUGACUACAAGAUCCAGUGUGCUGAGCCUUCCCCAGCCCUUUUGGUACCCAACACCAAGCGCCGCAGCCGUAAAUCCAGCAAAGAUGCUGGAGAAGGAAAAGAAGGGACUACUCUAGGGUCAGAGGAACCUGCAUCAAAGGGCAGAGGGCGAGGGAGAAAGCCAAGCAUCAAGGCAAAAGCUGAAGAGGCUUCCUUGCCUGAAGAGAAGGAUCAGGUGGAGCCUUCACCUGGUGCUUCUUCAGUCCCUGAGAAGCCAGCCUGCCUGGGCAAAUCAAGUGUGAAGGGGUCACGAAAAUCCCAACCACUGCCUGCUGGAGGGUCUCCUGCCCCCACAGAGGAAAAACGGUCAAAAGCCAGUAAAAUGAAGAUCUCCACUAAGCUGCACAGCCCCCCACAACCCACUUACCAGCCUGCUGUGUUUGGCAGCAUCCUCACCACAGAGCCCUACAGUGACCUCCCAGGGACGCUGACAGCCUUCGGCUCCAGUGAUGCUUCAGCAUCGAAAGCCAAGGCCAAGAAAGGGAGGCCCACAGAAGAGGCACAGGAAUUUGGUACCAUGGUUAAGGCUCAGAGGAAGCAUGACAGUGAAAUCCUGAUCAAGCUGGACCACGAGGGUGUGAUGUCUCCAAAGACAAAGAAGAUGAAGGAGGCGAUGAGGAUGCUGGAGGACUCGAGUCUGGCUGGUCGCAGAGAUGGCAAAAGUCUCUUGGGGCUGGGCUAUUCACCUGCAGUGGGUGCAGAGGGCAAGCAGAAAUCCUCCCGAGCCAAAGCAGCUGAGGGGGAUCCUGCCAACUUUGGGGGAAAGUUUGAUGGCUCAGCAGAAAGCCUCAAUGCCUCAAAGGACCAGGAAGAUAAGGCAGCAGCGCCAGCAGCUGUAGAGGAGUCUGAGAGCAACAGCAGUGACAGCAGCUCAGAGUCAGAGGGAGAAGAGGAGACUGAGAAGAACCGAGGGGAGGCUCAGGACAGCAGCUCAACCAGCUCAAGAGCAUCCACUCCUCUCUCUUCCUCCAAUUCCUCCUCCUCUUCCUCUUCUAGCAGCAGCUCCUCUUCCUCCUCCUCUUCCUCCUCUUCCUCUGCCUCAUCGACCUCCUCAUCAUCAAGUUCCAGCUCCUCUUCCUCCUCCACUACAGAUGAAGACUCCUCCUGUAGCUCUGAUGACGAAGUAGCUGAGGCCCAGCCAAGUUCCUCAGUGCAGCAAACUCUCCCUCCCAAGCAAACCAAACAGACAGGGAAAUCCCGGGCGUCCUCCCACCCCCAGAGCCAGAAGCAGCCAGCACAGCAGCCGGCGCAGCAGCCGGCACCACAGCAGAGCGGCAACAAGAGCAGGCCCAAAAAGCGUGAGGGCAUCCACCUGCCCACCACCAAGGAGCUGGCCAAGCGCCAGCGGCUGCCAUCGGUGGAGAACAGACCCAAGAUCGCCGCCUUCCUCCCCGCACGGCAGCUGUGGAAGUGGUUUGGGAAGCCCACGCAGAGACGAGGAAUGAAGGGGAAGGCCAGGAAGCUCUUCUAUAAGGCCAUCGUCCGGGGCAAGGAGAUCAUUCGCAUUGGAGACUGUGCGGUCUUCCUCUCAGCUGGCCGCCCCAACCUGCCCUACAUUGGCCGGAUCCAGAGCAUGUGGGAGUCGUGGGGGAACAACAUGGUGGUCCGAGUCAAGUGGUUUUAUCACCCAGAGGAAACCAACCCUGGGAAGAAACUCAACGAAGGCAAGCGCUGGGAUCAGAAAUCAGGCAGGAGUCUGUCCACAGCUCUGCAGGCAUCCAACCAGAGGAAGGACUUCAUGGAGCGAGCUCUCUAUCAGUCCUCUCACGUGGAUGAAAACGAUGUCCAGACCAUCUCACACAAGUGUCUCGUUGUUGGUCUGGAUCAGUAUGAGCAGAUGCUAAAGACUAAGAAAUAUCAAGACAGUGAGGACCUCUACUACCUUGCAGGGACCUACGAGCCCACUACGGGCAUGAUCUUCAACACCGACGGGGUCCCUGUCAUCUGCUGACCGCCCAGGGAGCACGUGCCAGCCCUGGGAAGGGACAGGACAAACUUGAGGACGUGCCUGUUCAGACGACAUGAUUGUUUCUUUCAAAGCUCAUGACUUCUGUGUCACACUACAGACAGGAGAGUGCGAGAGACAUGGGGAGGAAGGAGAGGGCUGAAGAAAGGGGCUGGGAAAGCGGUUACAGCAAUCACGGAAGAUGCCAAGGGUGGUGGUGGUGGUGUGUGAGCCUCAAGAAUCUUUGGGAAGUGGCUUUAAUUACGGUGACACUUGACCAACUUCUCCCUUCCUCCUUUUGGUCCUGGAAAGCACAUGGGUCUCAUGAUCAUUUCACCAGCGGGACCCCCCAGCAGGAGGGAUCCCUUUUGUGUCAUUUGCCCCCAUCAGUCACUCAGAAGCCGCCUGUAUGUGGAAGGACACCUGCUGACCUUCUGCGUACGCUCCUCUCCGUCCUUAUAUCCCCUUUCCUGCUUGUUUCGCAUGACUCUUUAGGAAGGACAGGGUGAAAGAGAAAGGAGAUGAGUCUCUCUCUCAGCGCCUCGUCUCAAUCCUCCCGGCGCCUUUUUGCGGUUCCCCUUCCCCUGCCUGGCAGUGGAGCACGAAAGGGCAGUGCUGACCCCAGCAUGGAGAUGGCAGGAGAGGUCCUCCAGGCUGGAGGUGCCAGGUGAGCCCCUGUCACACCUGGGGUGCUGCCUUCCCAUUGCCCCAGAUGGGCUGAGCCCACCUUCCCUCUCUCUCCUGUCUCACAAAGGAGAUAGAGGAGGAAGAGCAGGGUGAGAAGACGGUGAGGCUUGCUGAACAACUCCGUGUGAGUGUGCAGAGAAGCAGGGAAGGAAAUGACUGGGAGACGCUGCUUCAGUGCUUGGAGCAGAGGAGGCUGCAGGUCAGGGGGUGCCUCCUGUGGUGGAGGGGAUUUUAGCACAGCUCACUCAGCUUUACCUCUCACGCCUGCAUGGAGCAGUCAGCUGCCUGGAAGCCCUCCACCUCUCAUUUGAUGGAACGGUGACAGAACGUGGAGCCCAGCCGUGCCCUGCUGCUGCAUUUCCACAGCCAAAGCCCAGCCGUCACCGUGGGCUUGGCCAGGGGAGCUCUCAGCUGGCCAACCCAGCAAGGGGGGAUGUUGGAGGAGAA
Molecule: messenger RNA, 4598 nt
Organism: Meleagris gallopavo (turkey)
Lineage: Eukaryota; Metazoa; Chordata; Aves; Galliformes; Phasianidae
Source: RefSeq, a predicted model, not a curated record